Molecule: messenger RNA, 1312 nt
Organism: Exaiptasia diaphana
Lineage: Eukaryota; Metazoa; Cnidaria; Anthozoa; Actiniaria; Aiptasiidae
Product: transmembrane prolyl 4-hydroxylase
Exons: 10
Coding region: 87-1277 (396 amino acids)
Biological process (GO): peptidyl-proline hydroxylation to 4-hydroxy-L-proline
Cellular component (GO): endoplasmic reticulum
Molecular function (GO): L-ascorbic acid binding; iron ion binding; procollagen-proline 4-dioxygenase activity
Source: RefSeq, a predicted model, not a curated record
ACGUUGGAGCUCUGGCAGUUUUUGGCGAGGUUACAUAGUCCUUGGUCGUCUCGUAUCCAGGUCUAGAUGAAUAAGGUCAAAAGACUAUGGCCGUUUCGAUAUCUCAAUUGCUUACUGCKUUAGUAGUWKUGUGCAGUAUGCUGUUUUCGUUUUGGUUGGGGAAAUAUCAUGGUGAAAAAAACAACAUCCUUGAAAAAGAUCAAACAUCGAUGAAUCCUGCUAGWGCUGUCCCUGUKCUCACUAGACUUGACCCAGUCGAGGUUGGCUACGUACGUGAAAUGCAGCUGGUCAGCGGUAAGGUUCAUAAAAUAAAAACUUUGAGCAUGCGUCCUGCAUUGUUUGAAAUUGAAGAUUUCCUAAGUGACGAUGAAUGUGAGGAAAUCAUUAACAUGGCCAAAGAGGAAGGUUUUGAGGACAGCRAAGUUCAUAUGGUCGAUCCACAWAGUGCACCAUUGAAAGUGCAUAAUGUCGACAAAAAUGCUAAUGGRGUGAUUGACAAGGACGAGUUUCGAGAACUUUUAUUUUUAAUCGGAGCCCUUGAUUUAACAGACACGGACGCCAUGAAACUCUAUCAGGAAUUGGUUAAGUCUAUUAAUUCUCUGAGAGACUCGUACARUCCUCAGCAACAAAUACGCUCAAGUAGUGUCACGUGGUUAAGGGARARCGCUGACCACAUCAUACCUUUGCUUGAAAGGCUCAGAUCUCGAAUGCAAGUUGUAACUGGUCUGCCAAGGGAUAUCAUCUGGUCGAGUGAAGAUUUACAGGUUGCCAAAUACAACGAAUACGGGCACUAUCACUGUCACUAUGAUUCUGGAGCAGGGGGGGCAAACGGAAAAACCUGUUGUCACUAUGACGUCACGUCCGAUAUUGACGACUGCGUGCCUUGCCGGUACUUGACGUUCUUCUAUUAUCUUAAUGUACCAGAAGAAGGCGGAGAAACAGCUUUUCCAAUCGCUGAUGACAUGAACACAACAGCCAAGUUAUUGUUYAAAGAGAAGUCUCAUUUGUGCAACCUGUCAAAAUCCUGUCAAAAGGCAAGUAUUUCUUACAAACCUAAACGUGGCGCAGCGUUAUUUUGGUACAAUCAUCAUAUAAACGACGAGACUGGUUGGUUGGGACCUCUAGAYGGACACAGCGUACAUGGCGGAUGUGACGUUAUCAAAGGUACUAAGUGGGCUGCUAAUAGUUGGAUCAAUGUAGGUAAAGAUAGAUUGAAGGACGAGAAAGCAUGGGCCGACCACAAACAAUAUGUUCGAGACUAUGAUAAUGUUUCGUAAAAUAAUAUUAAUUUAGAAUWAAAAAUAACAUUUUA